Molecule: messenger RNA, 1269 nt
Organism: Amphibalanus amphitrite
Lineage: Eukaryota; Metazoa; Arthropoda; Thecostraca; Balanomorpha; Balanidae
Product: proline-rich proteoglycan 2-like
Exons: 3
Coding region: 1-963 (320 amino acids)
Source: RefSeq, a predicted model, not a curated record
AUGACUCGGUGUUUACAGCUCCUGUCUCUUUGUCUGCUUCUGGUGGUGUCUGCGAGCCGGGCAGAUGAUCACCAGAAGCUCGACACUGUCUGGGAGCCGUCAGCACCGCCACACAGCCGGAGCCAGGUCCGCCACCACACCAAGGUCAGGUCAGACGGGUCGUCUCCUAUAGAGGAUCGGACGGCGGCUGGCGAGUUGGACGGAAAGACAUCAACGCCAGCCUCGACAGAUGGAGCUCACAACUCAAGUCGGAACAACAUUGCGGGCAAGAGCCAGUCGAAGUUUGAAAAGAGGGGUCUGCUGGAUCUGUUAAAUCCUUGGAAAAGUAGUCCGCCUACCAGCCCACCCUCUCUGAUCCCACCCGGCGCAGUCGGCCCAUCCAGAAGAACCCCGUCUCCCAAAGCACGCCCACCUCGCCGAGCCGACUCGGAUUAUUUCCCGCCCGGCAUUAACUCGCUGAUCCGCUCCACCCUGACCGGCGGCGGGCCCCCACGGCCUCCGCCGGGCUCGUUCGUGGCCCGUCUGCCCCCGGGCGGUGCGCACGGCCAACCGUACGUGGUGAGACUCCCGGCCGGUCACGGCGCAGGACCGCGCCGCGCCGGAAAGCGAGUGGUGCUGAUCGUACCGGUGAAGGGCGGCUCGUCGCUGCGCCGGCCGGCGGUGGUGCCUGUGGUCCGGGGAGCUGGUGGUCCUCACGGUCCUCUCGGUCCUCAGUUGGUCUCCGUGAAGCCCGGGGACCACCGCCCGCCACAGCCGGUACCAGUGGUCCGAGACGCCGCGGGGAGGUACAGACCGCUGGCCGACCUGCCGCCCAAGCAGCGACACACCGUGCUGAGCACGCGGAACGUGUACACGCUGGAUAACCCGCAGCACCGGAGGAGCGUCGUCAAGGGCUACGGGCCGCCCAAGCCGCGGGACGUCAUUAGCUGCACCGAGCUGGGUGUCACCGACUGUCAUGUGUAGGUGACAGGCGGACGGCGGAGGAGAGCUUCUGAUAGGUAUCUGAGCAUCUGAGUACCCUGGCAGAGCUGCCAUGUGUAGGUGACAGGCGGACGGCGGAGGAGAGCUUCUGAUAGGUAUCUGAGUAUCUGAGUACCCUGGCAGAGCUGUCAUGUGUAGGUGACGGUCGGACGACGGAGGAGAGCUUCUGAUAGGUAUCUGAGUAUCUGAGUACCCUGGCAGAGCUGUCAUGUGUAGGUGACGGUCGGACGACGGAGGAGAGCUUCUAAUAGGUAUCUGAGUAUCUGAGUACCCUGGCAGAGCAUUGAA